Molecule: messenger RNA, 2144 nt
Organism: Cuscuta campestris
Lineage: Eukaryota; Viridiplantae; Streptophyta; Magnoliopsida; Solanales; Convolvulaceae
Source: the annotation of a GenBank genome assembly
UACAAAGAUUUGAGAAGCAAAUAAAUCCCAAACUUCAAUAAUAUAACUUCACAUAACAUUAUAUAUAUUCUUCUAUAGUUCUUCUAUGUCUUCUAUCCAUUAAAUCCGAGCUUGCAUGAAAUGGCUUAUCAUCAUCAUCACACACUCAACAGAGUGCCCAUCUUAUUUACCUUACUGAUUGUAUUGGGCUGCAGUUCCCAAGUCUCCCGAGGGAGAUUUGUGGUCGAGACGAACAGCAUAACUGUGAUUAAUCCCUACGACAUGCACGCGAAGCGCAACGCUUCAAUAUCGGACUUUGGGGUCCCAAAGUACGGCGGGUCUCUGGUUGGCAGCGUCGUGUACCCUGAUAAGGGCGGCGACGCUGCCCUUGGCUGCUCCCCCUUUCAGGGCUAUCAGCCCUUCAAGUCCAAAACCGCUCGCCCUAGUAUUCUCCUUCUUGAUCGCGGAGAUUGUUAUUUCUCCAUGAAGGUAUGGAAUGGACAGCAAGCAGGUGCAGCAGCAGUGUUAGUGGCCGACACCUACAACGAGCCUCUCAUAACAAUGGUCUCCCCCGACGAGAGCUCCGACAAAGACGGAUACAUAGAGAAGAUCGGCAUCCCCUCAGCGUUGAUCGAGAAGUCCUUCGGCGACACCUUAAAGGAAGCUCUGAGGAGAGGCAAGGACGAAGAAGUCGUAAUCAAAAUGGAUUGGACCGAGUCGAUGCCCCACCCGGACGAACGGGUGGAGUACGAGCUGUGGACGAACGGGAACGACGAGUGCGGGAAGAGCUGCGACGACCAGAUGGACUUCAUCAAGAACUUCAAAGGGCAUGCUCAGAUCCUUGAGAAAGGUGGGUUCACCAUGUUCACACCUCACUAUGUGACAUGGUACUGUUUCACGCCUUUCAGUAAGAGCAGCCAGUGCAAGUCCCAGUGCAUAAACCAUGGCAGGUACUGUGCACCAGACCCAGACCAGGAUUUCUCAAAAGGGUAUGAUGGGAAGGAUGUGGUGCUUGAGAACUUGAGGCAGCUUUGUGUGCAUAGGGUUGCUAAUGGGAGUGGGAAGUCAUGGGUUUGGUGGGAUUAUGUCACUGAUUUUCACAUUAGGUGUUCCAUGAAGAACAAGCAAUACACCAAGGAAUGUGCCCAACAAGUAUUAAAAGCUCUGAACUUGCCAAUUGGAAGGAUAGAGAAAUGCAUGGGUGAUCCUGAAGCUGAUGCAGAUAAUGAGCUCCUCAAAGCUGAGCAAGCACUGCAGAUUGGGCGAGGAAAUCGUGGUGAUGUUAUUAUGUUGCCUACCAUGGUCAUUAACGAUGUCCAAUAUAGAGGUAAACUUGAAAGGAGUGCUGUGUUGAAAGCCAUUUGUGCAGGGUUCAAAGAAACAAGUGAACCAGCAAUUUGUCUCAAUGCAGAGCUUGAGACAAAUGAGUGCCUUGAAGGGAAUGGUGGCUGCUGGCAUGACCCAAAGUCCAACAUAACAGCCUGCAAGGACACAUUUAGGGGAAGAGUGUGUGAGUGCCCUUCACUAAAUGGUGUUAAGUUCAAAGGAGAUGGAUAUAAGUCAUGUGAAGGUGUUGGGCCUGGGAGGUGUGCCAUUGACAACGGAGGCUGCUGGUCAGAGACUAGACAUGGAACAACUUUUUCUGCUUGUCCAGAAGCUCUUGUUUCUGGCUGCAAAUGUCCAAAGGGUUUUAAGGGGGAUGGUCAUAAAUGUGAAGAUGUGAAUGAAUGCAAGGAGGGCACAGCCUGCAAAUGUGAUGGAUGCAGUUGUAAAAACACUUGGGGUGGAUAUGACUGCAAAUGCAAGGGGGAUAAAUUGUAUAUCGUUGAGCAUGACACAUGCAUUGAAAGACACUCCUCAUCAAAAGCUGGGCAGUUGAUUUCUUUGGUCAUUGUGGCCGUUGCGCUUUGUGUUGGUCUUGUUGGGUACAUAUUUUACAAAUACAGACUUCGGUCAUACAUGGACUCAGAGAUUAAAGCUAUAAUGGCGCAGUAUAUGCCGCUUGACGACAACCAUCACAAUCGCGUCGUGCAACACGGAACGUAUGAGCCUUCACAAGAAAGCAUAUCUGCUGCGUGAAGAAGGUUUAUUGGUUACACUUAUGGAGAUGUAUGUAAUCUGCCCAUUUUGAUGGGUUUGGCCUUCCAUAAAUAUGGAUGCAUCAG